Messenger RNA from Melitaea cinxia (Glanville fritillary), 1281 nucleotides. RefSeq lists its product as uncharacterized. The record is from RefSeq and is a predicted model, not a curated record. The transcript has a single exon. Lineage: Eukaryota; Metazoa; Arthropoda; Insecta; Lepidoptera; Nymphalidae. The coding region runs from base 1 to 1281 and encodes 426 amino acids.
AUGUCGUCAACUGUAAAAUGUGUAUCAUGUAAUAUAGUAAUUAAUGAAGUGCUUGCCUUCAUUUGUAAUAAAAUGGACGUAAUGGACGAAGAAAGUAUCAGCCGCAUAUGCGUCACAGCGUUUUCUCAAAGUGAUAUUACGACUGCUAAACGUCUACUGUAUGAGUCCCUAUCGAAGCAGAUGAAGACCAGAAAGCGUGAUGGGAAGACUUUGAGAGACAUAGAUGACAUCCUAUGUCUCUCAGCUGAUCCUGAAGUUUUACCGAUAUUUGUCGCUCGGGAGUUGCAAAAACUACCCCCGGUUCUUUUCGACCAUGUAGAUGUAACGCAAAUCCUUAAGGAUUUGGUGAAAAUGCGCCAGGAUAUCAAUAAUAUCUCUCAGUGCUGUGCAAGUAAGGAAGAUUUAAAUAAAUUGAAAAAGGAUAUUGAAACACUAAAAGGAGUAUCGUUUGUAAACAAUUUGUCUAGACAUAUGAAUCCGAAGAGGGGAGCCUGUAGAUUAGAAAGUUUUGAAUGUAACAGUGGACCUAUGGGAUUGCAUCCUAUUAGUCGUGAGAUGGAUUUUUGUGAGGGUGUUUACUCAUUAUCACCGAAAGCAAAAAACCGUUACGAAAAUAUACACCAUGAUGAGGGUAGAAAGGAAAAAACGUCAGCGACUGAACAGGUGAAUAAUGCUAUGUCGCCGGUGAACGUCAUUGAGUCAGCUGUGAGCAAACCGUUCGAAAAGGUAAACAACGCGAUGGCAGUGACGAGCGAGAGCAUGACUCGUACGUCGUUUACUCCUUUGCCUACAAAACCGAAAGACGGGCCGUGCUACAAUGACCGCAGGUCGCAGGAGAUAAAAACUUACACUCGAGUUUUAAAUCACGGUGAAUGGAAGCCCCAAGAAGAAAAUAAAUGGAUAUUAGUACAAAAAAAGAAAUUUAAAAAUAAAUUUGUUGGAAACAAAGGAAAAGCCGUUGUCGAAUCCAAUGAAAAUUUUAAGGCUGCGGUCAUACGAGUCCCAUUGUAUAUUUAUAACGUAGCGAAAGAUGUGACGAAGGAUGACAUUCUAACUUAUGUUAAAAAUAAAACAGACGUUUAUGUUGACUUAGAAAAAGUUAUUAUGAAAACGCCAAAGGAAUAUAACGCAUACAAAGUCUAUGUGCCUAAAAGUAAGUUAACAUACUUUUUAAAGGAUGAAUUCUGGCCGGAAGGAGUCUCGUUUAGACGUUUUAUAGACUUUAAAGGACGACAUAAAAGUGGCCAAGUGCCAAGGAGUACAUAUGAUCAACAUCAAUAA